Molecule: messenger RNA, 5260 nt
Organism: Fusarium odoratissimum NRRL 54006
Lineage: Eukaryota; Fungi; Ascomycota; Sordariomycetes; Hypocreales; Nectriaceae
Exons: 3
Coding region: 1378-4980 (1200 amino acids)
Source: RefSeq, a predicted model, not a curated record
CAGCAGUCCUUAUGACGACGACAAUUGAUGGGAUCCAUGGAUGUGAGAUCCAACCCGACCUCAGACCAUCCAUUUCCUAAGGUAACCUAGUUAAUGGUAUGGACUACCUUACCUUAUUUUCUUUGCUCUUCCAUUUUCCUUCCUUUCCUUUCGACUUUCGACCUUGGAGUCUUUUUUUGACUUUUCCUCUGGAAUUAAUCCUAGUCAACCCCUCCCCUUCCUUUUUCUUUCCUGCCCCAUCCUCUUCUAUAUCCAUCGCUACUCCGGCCUCUGCCAGCUCCUAUCCUUGGCCCGUGGCCGAAGACAUCCAUACAUUAUCACCACUCCAGGCGCCUCUUUUGUCUUAUUUAUCAUCCUCUCCUUUCCUUCGUCCUCAAAAGGCUCGGCCUACGACUGUCUCUCGCUCCUCUUCCCCUUGUCGUCUCCGGGACCACCGGAUCAAAAGCUUAUACUCACUCGCCUCGUAUUGUUGAAGUCUCAAGCCUCCUGCUGGCUCUCGUCUCGACAACUUUUCUCCCGCUCUGCGUUGCUGGGCAUCGCCUUUGCCCUCAAAUCCCCCAUGCUUGGCAGUAUAUCAGCAUGCCUGCGACUGUGAUCUAGAUCUCACAUGUUUCUCUGCUCCUUAUCGAGCUGGCCCGUCUUUUCGGCCUCACAACGACGUCAUCUUGAAUAUUGGUCUCAUCAAAGCCGUUGAUUCAUUCCCUCGCCGCCGAUUAUCCGAUCGAAUCUCAGCUCGUACCGUGAUAACUCCCUCCACGUACGCUCCAUUUGCCUCUACCUCUGCCUUUGCAUCCUCUUCCUCUUCCAAGGAGUUCUGUCUUGCGUGACUGUCUGCAGUAUCUACAGUACAUACCCAUCAAGUACAUCUCCGGCCGAACUGGAACUAGUUGUACAUGGCGCUCAGCCUCUAAGUACAUUCCUCAGCCAUUCUCCAACAACGCUCUACCGCCGCCAAACCCAAAAUAUUUGGACUCAGCGACCGACUCGACGCCAGCCGCAUCCACAUCCACAUCCACAUCCCGCUCUGACUCUUGACUCUGACGACAACGCAUGCGGGGGCUCCUUUCAGCUUGACUCGUUCAAUAUUUUGCGACAUUGCAUAAGUGUGGCCGAACGAACUGAGACAUCUUGACGUCGAGACGACCCUGUCACCCAGUCCACGGUUCACAUCUUUAUAUCGUUUUCGGCCUCCUUUCAAGGAACCCUCAUUUGUUUUCGAAUUGAGAGUGUGGUGUCGUGUGCAUCUCCCCUGACGGCAUGCUCGCCAUCUAUACAUGCUGAACCACUUCUCCGUCUCUGCUGAUUUGGGGAACUGCAAUUCUCGAGCCUUGAAAGCCAGCGACAAUCUUGUGGUAGUUUCGUCCAGGAGUUGUCAACAUGAGCGCCGAAAAGUGGAAGAGAAGGACUCUUCCUACCCUCAGGACGCCCCCUGUACCAAUUCCUACCGAUGGUAAUAAGGGAUUCGAUAAUGUCGACGGAAAGAAGCCACGCGUCUUCUCGAAAGCUCUUCGUUCUCUUAGCAAUUCCUCGAUGGAAUCCAUGUCACAGAGCCCAUCUCGAAGCUCUUCCUCCAUUCGACGUCUACAGAAGACACAUUCAGGGUCAGGGUCCAUGAUCGACAGGAUACAUCGUCGAGUAUCGAUAGCUUCACCCAUGAGCGCAUCCGCCCCGGAAUUUCCAUCAGUUACUCCCGAGGUCCCCUAUUCGUCCAUGGAGCUUAUACAAUACGGACCACUGAAGACUGAUGUCUCGCUUCUUAAGGCCCGCGCCGAAUAUCUGGUUCUUACAGAUACCUGUCUGAUCAAGUUCGGGAGUAUGGAAGGAGCAAGAGCUGCUUUCCCACAGAUAAAAUCAGGCAGCGGGACACUGAAGCCCAGCAGUGCACAUCACCAUUCUCACAAGUCGUCGUCCGACGUGCGGAUAGAAAUACCCUUGCGAUCCAUUGUUGGCGUUUUCAAUGAAGAAGGUUCAAGUCCUCGAUUUGGCGUCGAGAUAUGGUGGUUCUCCCAGUGGCCAAAGCUUGCGUAUUCCAAGACGCAUCUAUUCUUCAUGUUGCCUAAGGAUCGGGAUGACUGGCUGGCCAGUAUUCAACAGGCUUGUAGAAUGAGCCAUAGGCGAGCUCCUUCUCCCUCCUUGAUCCCUGGCAAUUUGAAAGCGAGAAUCAACCAUAUUGUGGAAACCACGGAACCAGACUCGAAUGCCAACGCCUCUAAGAUAUUGACUUUUCCCGUGGUCAAACGUACAAUAGGCUCACCUCAGAAGGCUAAUUCUGCUGAUGAGUCUCAGCACUUUGUGGAUGGCUCGUCCUUCUACAUCGUCAUUGGACCAGCUAUGUUGUAUUUCCUCGAGGUUCUCAAGGCAGAUUAUGCGACUACCCCUGGUGACCUGCGCGUAAAGGUGCAGUCCUACGGUACAGUCUCACUCAUUCGAUUCCGAGCGUCUGUUGCGUCACACGAACAAAGGUUUGUGAUGAGCUUCCGGUUACCACUAGGCCGCGAGAACAGACUCGAGCUUGCUAGUGUACAUUACAGACAUGUUAUCGAGGCGAUGACUAAAGUCGACCGAGAAUUGAAACCCAUGUGGCCACAGCAUUUGCAAAAGGCAAUAUUCGAUAUCAAAGGCCUUCCUCCACCACUUCAGUUGACAUCUGGAAAUGAUUUGGGAGGUCUCGAGCGAAGUCUGCACGCCUAUUGCGCUGCUUUCAAGGUCCAGGUGCCAAGAUGGACCAUCGAAUGGAACACUCCCUCUCAGCCAGCAUUUCGCCUUUUACCUCCUGGCGCACAACCAUAUUCUACAUUGCAAUUACUUGCACUAUUCCGAGCCUUGCGUUAUAACAGUUACUUCAAGGAGCUCUCCUUCCGCAAUAUUGAUCUAUCAGGUAUCGCAGGAAAGAAGGAUUAUUCCCAUUUCGGCGACACUAUCGCCUACACAUCACUAAACGGGGUCAAAAUAUCUGAAGAGCAUUAUGACAUUUUGAUGCAGUCUUCUGUUCUCAGUCAAGAGAUGCAUGCCCUGGCAUUUUCAUCGGAAUCGAUCCGAAGUAUGGAUCUGAGAAAUAUUCUUGGCCCACGAAGCACCAUUGGCCGCUCCAAGGACCCUGAUGGCUCCCGGAGAGUCAGUUCCGAGGUUCUUCGACCCAUCCUGCUGUUGCUGAAGCGUCAAGCGUGUCUUUGUCACAGCAUCACCAUGUCUGGCAAUCUCAUUGCAUCAGGCGACAUUGAGGAGCUGGCAAACUUACUCGUCCUUGAUGAGGUGUACAUGAAGAAACUCGAUCUGUCUAAUUGUGGACUUGGCGAUGAGGGUCUUACUACACUCUGGGCCGGAAUUCCAGGUCAGGGCGCCAAUCUUCAACAUAUCGAUACUUCCGAAAAUCAAGGCACGGUCAAAUUCGAAACCAUCCGGGACUCGCUUAGUCAACUACGAGCCAUAAGAAAACUGAACAUCGCUGGCAACACUCGACUCCCGUUUGAUGUUCCUUUGUUUGAGGAUCAUGUACUGAGCUCAUGGAGUCUGGAGGAGCUUGACUUAUCUGGCAUCGCUCUCAAUAGCCCAACUGUGGAUAUUCUGACUGCAUAUCUGGCGUCACAGAAUUCCGAAAACCUCAGAGUGCUUCGUCUGAGCAAAUGUGGUCUAACGGGUGCUCAAAUAGCCCAGAUGUUUUAUGCCAUGGGUCAGGCUCGACAAAUUACAUUGUACAUCAACGGCAACCGCUUAGACGAGGGCAUAGAUGAUUUGUGUGCUGUCAUCAGCGAAUGUUUUGGCCCUUGGGGACUAUUCGUGCAGAUGGUAGAGUUUGCCUUGGAAGCUAACUACAUCAAACUUUUGAAGGCAUUAGCGGUCAACCAAACCAUUGAAUGUCUGAGUCUUGCAGGUACUGCUACCCCUGACUCGGCCAGCGAAACGGCCUGCAGAGCGCUUUCAGAUCUUUUCUCUCAAAACCAUACGAUUAGGUUCCUUGACCUCUCUGGAUUUGAUGCCAAGCUGGAUGAAGGUCGUCUUGGACGGGAAUUCUCCAAGGCCUUGAGUGGACUAAGGUUCAACACACGGCUUGAGCACCUUCGCGUGCGAAGCCAAUUGCUGAACGUGAACAUCGGAGACCUGGCUGAAGCCAUCUCUGCUAAUAAAACCCUUCACAGUCUUGACUGUGAGGGCAAUGAUUUCAAUCUUUCGAAUUUUAGACAUCUCGUCCGACAUUUGAGUGACAAUACGACGAUCCGCUAUUUUUCGGCUUUCUCGGAUCGCGAUCUCGCCCAGACAAUACAAAAGUCGGUGGACAACGCCGUGGCUACGGCGACCUCGGCGCGCAGGCAAUCUAUGAUCUCCAAACUGCGUCACGAAAAGGUGCCCCAAAGUAUUAGUGAGCCUCUAGCACAGCAGCUGCGAGAUGGCUGGGAAGACGCAGUCCGAACCCAACAAGAGGUUCUUGAGAGAAACCAACUCUUAUUUGAAGAAGGCGAAGAUGGUCGCUACGACUCAGGCCAAGAUGGCUAUAUGUUAUGCGAUGGUGAAGAAGACUUCUCUAAAGCAUUUGGCGGUUUGGCGCUACGGGCUUUCGAAUCCAAGAGGGCUAUGAAUCGUCGCGCUUCCAACCCUUAUCUGAACAAUAAGAGAGCCAGUAUGAUCUCACUGGGCCCAGCUCGUUUGGUCAGCGCCGAACCAGGUGCCAGAGUGAUAAGGUCUUGGUCAAGAUCUUACUCAAUUGUCUCGAGCGAGGGGGGUAUCAGCGCUGCAGAGAGUCCAAGCACAGGAUCAGCGAUCCCCACACCUCCUGAGCCCGAGAGCCCCGUAGAAAAGGAGUAUCUGGUAGAGAAUCAACAAGACGGGAACGAAGAGCCGCUCGAUUACGAAUACAGCUUUGCAGAUCCGCAUGAUCCUGACUUUGGGCUUGAACUGCGAGCCCAUCGACGAUUCUGGAGUGACGAAGCUGGCUGCAUCGAGGAAGAAGAACAUGGAGUCCAGUUUGAGGAACGGCACACGUGAGAUGAGGAUAACGAACUCUAAUGGACAAUUGAGUGCAGAGAAGGUGGCAUUGUGGUCGACUCUAUUCCGAUCAUUCCGGAGUUCUUUUUGUGAUGUUUUCACUUGGGAUAAGGGGGCAGGCGUUUAUGAGUUUCUGGUAUGAUUGAUGGUUGGCGGUUUAUGCAGGUUUUGCGUAUAAGUUACUCUUGAUACCCUUCGCUAGUUUGAGUUUUUAGAUGAGUUGAGUUCAAUAUCAGUCUUCAAUUGUCUCAGUUUAAGCUACUUACUACGUACACUGAUG